AAUAACGCUCGCUUACAGACUCCCGAAAUUGAAUCCAGGUGAGAUUUUUGUCAACGUCUCGAAUCUCCUUCGACAACUUUAUAUACUAUAUACGUAGUCGAGAUAUUUUACGCAGAAAAAGGGUUAAUCGCUGGUGAUCUCGAUCAUGGAAGAACUGCAAGCUUUUGCCAAGGAGCGUAGCUUCAAAAGAAAGUUAAUGGUAGCACAAGUCGGUAGCCGGGACGGUGGUGGUCAAGUAAGGAGAGUCCAUAUUGUGUAUUUUCUUAGUCGUAAUGGUUGUACCGAACAUCCUCAUCUUUUCCGUGUCCAUCAUCUCUCACGUAAUGGAGUUCGCUUAAGAGAUGUUAAGAGUUGGCUAUCUGAAUUAAGAGGAAACAACAUGCCCGAGGGUUUUGCUUGGUCAUACAAGAGUGUUACAUCAGUUAGACUUGGACCAUUUCUCCUAUGUGUAUGUUGUAAUCUCUCAUUUCUACUCAAGGGCUUGAAAGAGAAGAAGAGAUAUGGCGAUGGUUAUGGAGAGAUUACAAGAAGAAAUGGAGAGAUUGGGUCGCCAUUGUUAUGCGGUCUUCUGUUUAGGAGUGUUGCUCAUAGUGGUGGCGAUAUCCCACUUUGGUUUUUUCGAUGAGAUGUAAAAAGCCAUUUUUACAAUGUGAAUAAAUAAAUCACGAGUUACUGAAAAAGGGGUUGUCGAAGACCAGAAGCAGCAACCUAUUUUCAUCAUGUUUUUUUAACCUUUUCUUUCGUAAUUUGUAUAUGGGAUGCAGACCAGGUGUUUGUAGAAAAACCU
This is a messenger RNA of Cynara cardunculus var. scolymus (artichoke), 787 nucleotides long. Its product is annotated as protein UPSTREAM OF FLC-like. Lineage: Eukaryota; Viridiplantae; Streptophyta; Magnoliopsida; Asterales; Asteraceae. The transcript has 5 exons. The record is from RefSeq and is a predicted model, not a curated record. The coding region runs from base 146 to 625 and encodes 159 amino acids.